GUGGAGACUUGGUACUUGCAAGUAAAAGGAUUGAAGGGUGCGCGUGAGGCGUAUCUGAAGAAAAGGCGUACCCUGCAGAAAGAUCCUCUCAGUGUUGCCAUGGUUGAGCACUUGGAGAAAGUCGUCAUGGCAGACAGGACGCCAUUGGGUGCUGGAGAAGGUGCUGAUUGGUUGCGACAGUUAUUGCAGGUUUCUGGCAUUCCAAGUGGAUCCAUGGGGAACAUUGGAACUCAUUCCCUCAAGGCCACGACACUCAGUUGGAUGGCUAAGUUUGGGGCGCCCAUCAGUAUCAGGCAGCACUUGGGUUACCACAUGCCGAGUGCAGACAAGAUGGCACUUCUGUAUUCUCGUGAUGCAUCAGCUGGACCCAUCCGUAAGUUGGAAGAAUGCCUUGCUGAGAUCAGGGCAAAGUCUUUUGUCCCAGAUGCCACGCGUUCUGGUUAUUUUCCAAUGCAAGCACAACGACCUGAUCCUGAUGUUGAGCAGGACCUUUUUGGACGUGGUUCACAUGAGCAUGACAGGGCAACUGAUUUCAGUGAUUCAGAUCCAGAGGAUUCUAGGGAUGAUGAGCAUGCCUUCGAAGAGCAGCGGUUGAAUGAAGAGGCCAUGGACCACGUCGUAGGCCCUUGGGAUGAGCAUGCAACAUUGGAAUCCUUGGGCCUUCAUGAAGAUGCCCCGCUUUUCAGGCUCGCCAUUAAAAGCCACGAGAGCAUCGCCCUGGAUCGGUGUGCCAUUGAAUCACUGCAUGUCCUAAUGGACAGACUUUCUUCUGGAGAACCUCGAACGAUCCCGUGCUGCGACCAGAGGCGUCAGGCAAUUUGUCCUCUGACCGGAGUCCCUCUUGUAGACUUGUAA
This is a messenger RNA of Cladocopium goreaui, 855 nucleotides long. The record is from the annotation of a GenBank genome assembly. NCBI's taxonomy places the organism in Eukaryota, Dinophyceae, Suessiales, Symbiodiniaceae.